CCUGUGGCAGAUGUAAAGCAUCAUUCCCAUUUGGAAAGACUCAUCACUGAAAUCAUUCUGGCCUCAUUCAGCACCCUGAGUACAAGGCUGACCGCCAGAAAAGACAUGAGGGUGCCAACUGUCUCAAGAUCACAAAUUCUACAGGAGUUUCGUUCUCGAUGCCAGGCACUUUCAGCCGAUGGCAACAGAGGCUUUAAACAGGAGUUUGAGGAGCUAAAUGAAGUUGGCAAAGACCUCCCCACCAGAGCGGGGGAUUCAAACAGAGAAAAGAACCGAUACCCCUACAUAUUGCCAUAUGACCACUGUCGUGUGAGGCUGUCUGUUCAAAACUCCAAUCCACAAACUGACUACAUCAACGCCAAUUUUGUGCCUGGUGGAGCAUCAGAAAGAGACUUCAUCUGCACCCAGGGUCCUUUGCACAAGACCAUGGCCGACUUCUGGAGAAUGGUGUGGGAGCAAAACGUUAGGAUAAUCAUCAUGGUGACGGCGCUGAAACACAAAGACAUAGUGCUGUGUGAUAAGUAUUGGCCUUUGGAACGAGGGACAGUUUAUCAUGGACUGAUCCAAGUGACGACAGUGACCCGCAAACAAGGUCCAGAUUGUUUUAUCACCACCAUUAACCUAAGACAGAGAGACUGUUCUACAGCCAGGAUAAUCACACACUACUACUACCCUUCCUGGCCAGACCAGGGCGUCCCUAAAGACUCAUCUUCUCUCUGUACCUUCACUGAGCAUGUGCGGCAGAGUUUGGAAACCACUCCUCGCCUGGGGCCGGCUGUGGUGCACUGCAGUGCAGGUGUGGGGCGUUCAGGAACGUUUGUGACAUUGUUGUGGCUGAUGCAGCUGUGUGCGAGGGGCAUCCGGCCUAAUGUCCGGGCUGCUGUGGAGGAUCUACGGUUACAUCGAAUGUGCAUGGUCCAGAAUCUGGAGCAGUACAUAUUUGUUCAUCAGUGUCUGCUACACUGGCUAAGUGGAGGAACCUCUGCAUGCCCACAAACUCAGGGAGCCAGUUCAAAUAUUAACCAGCACACUCAGCAUCGAUCACACAGCUCCUCGGGGAGGAGGAGACAUCACCAUCAUCGACAGACACCUCCGUCAGACCCGCCGCAGAACACACUGCAGCAGAUUUUACACCCUGGGAACCUACUGAGGAGGUUACUGCCUUCCUCAUCACUAUUUAAUCCAGGCUCACAUGCCUCUUGAACUCAGUGAAACAUACAAAACACAAGCAAGCUACUGGGUGAGAAAAACAAGAAGCCCUCGUACAGUAUUUGAGAAGUAAGAGAAGGACUGCAGAAAUAAGAAUGCGGUAUGAUGCUAAACCUUGCAGACACAAAACUGGCCUGACAACAGUGCAAACGAGUUCUGGUAAAGCAACCACAGAUGCAGCAGUUUGUAUUGUUACCAGAAAGGAGACUUAAGGAAAGAGCCUGCCAUUCAGGUCAAACCUGUUUGUCUACUGUUAUUUACUUCCCAUGUCAUUAGCGAGAACAAUGAGCGUGAGUAACAUUUGGUUACUUGGAACAGGAAAACACUCUUCAUGUUAACCCAAAAUGUCUACUGUGCGCAGCUACCGAAUGUUUUUGGACAGCUCAUUGUUUUUGUAACUUUGUUUGCCUCCACUCCACGCUGAAGUGAUGUUGCAAGAUGAUUUUUUUUUUUGAAAAAAAUCAUUGUGUAACACUUUAUAAUCACACACACAAUGCAGGUAUCAGUACUUAAGGAGGGAUGUGCAGGAUUGAUAGACUUGCUAGAAAGGCAGACACAUGGUAUAGUGGCUGUACAAAAAAGGUCAUGUUUCAAAAACACACAGGCACUGCCAUUCUCCUUAGAUGACUGAAACCUAUUACAGUACAUGAAGGAGCUAUGAGUAUUAUACAUUAUAGAACAUUAAGGGCUAACCCACUUUUUUUUAGU
Molecule: messenger RNA, 1917 nt
Organism: Micropterus dolomieu (smallmouth bass)
Lineage: Eukaryota; Metazoa; Chordata; Actinopteri; Centrarchiformes; Centrarchidae
Product: receptor-type tyrosine-protein phosphatase V-like
Exons: 11
Coding region: 106-1203 (365 amino acids)
Biological process (GO): protein dephosphorylation
Molecular function (GO): protein tyrosine phosphatase activity
Source: RefSeq, a predicted model, not a curated record